This is a messenger RNA of Danio rerio (zebrafish), 816 nucleotides long. It is a transcript of the gene msi2a, whose product is annotated as musashi RNA-binding protein 2a. Gene Ontology annotation, cellular component: cytoplasm. The record is from RefSeq and is marked validated. NCBI's taxonomy places the organism in Eukaryota, Metazoa, Chordata, Actinopteri, Cypriniformes, Danionidae. Gene Ontology annotation, molecular function: RNA binding; nucleic acid binding.
GCAGUGCCCGUGUGUGUGUGUAUGCAUGUGUUUGGAGUUGGUUGGGCUUUGAGCAAUGGAAGCGGACGCGAGUCAAGUCACCUCUGGAAGCCUGAACGAUUCGCAACACGACCCGGGUAAAAUGUUUAUCGGUGGACUCAGCUGGCAAACCUCACCAGACAGCCUUAGAGACUAUUUCUGCAAAUUCGGGGAGAUCAGAGAAUGUAUGGUGAUGCGCGACCCCACCACCAAACGCUCCAGAGGGUUUGGCUUCAUCACGUUUGCAGAUGUUUCCAGUGUAGAUAAAGUCUUAGCUCAACCACACCACGAAUUAGACUCCAAGACGAUUGAUCCUAAGGUCGCCUUUCCUCGACGUGCUCAACCCAAGAUGGUCACAAGAACAAAGAAAAUCUUUGUGGGUGGAUUAUCAGCGAGCACAGUGGUCGAAGAUGUGAAGCAGUAUUUUGAACAGUUCGGAAAGAAAACUACAAAAUUCGGCUUCGUAACGUUCGAGAAUGAAGACAUUGUAGAGAAAGUCUGUGAAAUUCAUUUUCACGAAAUCAAUAAUAAAAUGGUAGAAUGUAAGAAGGCUCAACCAAAGGAGGUGAUGUUUCCUCCAGGCACGAGGGGGAGGGCGAGAAGUCUUCCCUACACCAUGGACGCCUUCAUGUUGGGCAUGGGCAUGUUGAGUUAUCCAAACAUUGUGGCAACGUAUGGUCGUGGAUACACAGGAUUCUCUCCUAGCUACAGUUACCAGUUUCCAGGUUUUCCAGCGACGGCGUACGGACCGGUGGCGGCGGCAGCAGUGGCGGCAGCACGAGGCUCAAAAGGACCUUU